UUCAUACUCCGUACAUAUUUAAGAUGUGCUUCGAAUGCCAUUAAAAUUAGAAUACAAUAAAGCAGUAGAAUUAAGGCAAAAACAAAAAAAUGUUGAAAACGAUUUUGCAAAAUUUUCGUUCCAACGGGAAAUGUUUGAUGAAAAUGUCCACUGUACCCGAAGCAACAGCAAUUAAGUCGCAUACGGCCAACAUCAACGGUCAAAUAAUAAAUUACAUAAAAGUUGGCAACGGAAAACGAAGCGUGCUGUGCUUCCCGGGCGCGCUCGGCACCAUUUGGAGCGACUUCAAGCCCCAAAUCGAAGGCCUCAACCGAAGCGAAUUCACCACAAUCGUCUGGGAUCCCCCGGGUUACGGCGACAGCAGACCGCCCAACAGGAAUUUCACCGAAAAUUUCUACGAAAACGACGCCGAUACGGCCCAGCAAUUCAUGAAGUUUUUAGGCAUUAGGAAAUUCUCGCUGUUGGGCUGGAGCGACGGAGGCAUCUCCGGUCUGAUACUGGCGGCUAAAUAUCAAGAAAACGUGGAGAAAUUGGUGGUGUGGGGCUCGAAUUCCUACGUGAUCGAAGAGGAAUUGGAGGCGUACGAGAAACUGAGAGACACCGCGAAGUGGUCGGAGAAAAUGAAGGGCCCUCUGGUGGCGAUGUACACGGAAGAGGGGCUGCAUAACAUGUGGAACGAUUGGUGCGAUACGUUGGUGAAGAUCUAUUCGAAAGGCGGUGAUAUUUGCAAAGGAGUUUUGAAGGAUAUCAAAUGUCCUACGAUGAUUUUGCACGGCGAUAAAGAUCCUCUGGUGGCCGACGAACAUCCCGAUUAUCUAUUGAAAAACAUUAAACGAUCAAAGUUGCACAGGUAUCCGGAUGGAAAGCACAAUAUCCAUUUAAAGUACGCCGAUGAUUUUAACAAACGCGUCACCGAUUUCCUAUUGCUAUAACAAAAAUAUUUUAUAUUCUUAAACGAUUUUAUAAAGAAAAAUUAAAAAAAACUAAUUUGUU
Messenger RNA from Phyllotreta striolata, 993 nucleotides. NCBI's taxonomy places the organism in Eukaryota, Metazoa, Arthropoda, Insecta, Coleoptera, Chrysomelidae. The record is from the annotation of a GenBank genome assembly.